This is a messenger RNA of Oncorhynchus masou masou (cherry salmon), 5159 nucleotides long. Its product is annotated as calcium-dependent secretion activator 1. Gene Ontology annotation, biological process: positive regulation of exocytosis; synaptic vesicle exocytosis; dense core granule exocytosis. The record is from RefSeq and is a predicted model, not a curated record. Gene Ontology annotation, cellular component: glutamatergic synapse. Lineage: Eukaryota; Metazoa; Chordata; Actinopteri; Salmoniformes; Salmonidae. Bases 1 to 3921 code for a protein of 1306 amino acids. The transcript is spliced from 29 exons.
AUGUUGGACCCAUCUUCAAGUGAAGAGGAAGCGGAUGAGAUAGUGGAAGAAGAAGGCAAAGAGGUGAUGGCACCAAAGACCGGGGGAGCACGGGUGUCACCCAGCCGGACCACCGACAGUUCUGGUGGGCUCCAGCCCUCGAGCCGGGGAAGCAGCGCUUGUGCGUCCAACCCCAGCCCCUCGGCGGCCAGCGAGAAGGAGAAAGAUGAUCUGGAAAAGAUGCAGAGGGAGGAGGAAGAGCGAAAGAAGAGGCUCCAGCUCUAUGUCUUUGUGAUGCGCUGCAUUGCCUAUCCUUUUAAUGCCAAGCAACCCACCGACAUGGCAAGACGACAACAGAAGAUCAGUAAGCAGCAGUUACAGACAGUGAAGGAGCGUUUCCAGGCUUUCCUCAGUGGUGACACCCAGAUAGUGGCAGACGAGGCCUUCAUCAAUGCAGUCCAGAGCUACUAUGAUAUAUUCCUGAAGAGUGACCGUGUGUCCCGGAUGGUCCAGAGUGGAGGCUGCUCGGCCAGUGACUCGCGGGAGGUCUUCAAGAAGCACAUUGAGAAGCGUGUCCGUAGCCUGCCGGAGAUCGACGGCCUAAGUAAGGAGACAGUGCUCAGCUCCUGGAUGGCCAAGUUUGACACAAUCUACCGCGGAGAGGAUGACCCCAGGAAGCACCAGCAGCGGAUGACAGCCAGUGCAGCCUCAGAGCUCAUCCUCAGUAAGGACCAGCUCUACGAGAUGUUCCAGUCCAUCCUGGGCAUCAAGAAGUUUGAGCACCAGCUCCUCUACAACGCCUGUCAGCUUGAUAACCCAGACGAGCAGGCUGCACAGAUCAGGAGAGAACUGGACGGACGACUGCAGAUGGCUGAUCAGAUCGCCAGGGGCGGCAAGUUUCCCAAGUUUGUGUCCAAAGAGAUGGAGGCCAUGUUCAUAGAGGAGCUGAGAUCCUCAGUGAACCUGCUGAUGGCUAACCUGGAGAGCAUGCCCGUGUCCAAGGGAGGAGAGUUCAAACUGCAGAAGCUCAAACGAGGGCACAACACCUCCAUCAUAGACAUGGGCCAGGAGGACGAGAACACGCUGUCCAAGUCUGAUGUGGUGCUCUCCUUCACACUGGAGGUGGUGAUUGUGGAGGUUCAGGGGUUAAAGUCGCUGGCGCCCAAUCGGAUCGUCUACUGCACCAUGGAGGUGGAGGGGGGGCAUAAGCUCCAGACUGACCAGGCCGAGGCCUCCAAACCAACCUGGGGGACCCAGGGGGACUUCACCACAACACACCCUCUGCCUGCUGUCAAGGUGAAGUUGUUCACUGAGAGCACAGGAGUCCUGGCCCUGGAGGACAAAGAGCUUGGCAGGGUGGUACUCCAUCCGACCCCUAACAGUCCCAAACAGUCCGAACUACACAAGAUGUCCGUGUCCAAAGGCUGCUCUGACAGUGACCUGAAGAUCAAACUGGCCAUCCGCAUGGACAAGCCACAAAACAUGAAGCACUGUGGGUACCUAUGGGCUAUUGGUAAAAAUGUGUGGAAGAGAUGGAAGAAGAGAUUCUUUGUCUUGGUGCAGGUGAGCCAGUACACCUUUGCCAUGUGCAGCUACAGAGAGAAGAAGGCAGAGCCUGUGGAGCUGCUUCAACUGGACGGCUACACUGUAGACUACACCGACCCUCAGCCAGGUCUUGACGGUGGGAGGACCUUCUUCAAUGCAGUAAAGGAAGGUGACACUGUGAUCUUUGCCAGUGAUGACGAGCAGGACCGCAUCCUGUGGGUCCAGGCUAUGUACCGGGCCACGGGCCAGUCCCACAAGCCAAUCCCCCCCACCCAGGUCCAGAAACUCAACAACAGAGCAGGCUCCGCACCUCAGCUAGACGCACCCAUCUCCCAGUUCUACGCGGACCGGGCGCAAAAACAUGGCAUGGAUGAGUUCAUCUCAGCCAACCCCUGCAGCUUUGACCACUCCUCUCUGUUUGAGAUGGUGCAGCGCCUCACCCUGGACCACAGACUCAAUGACUCCUACUCCUGUUUGGGUUGGUUCAGUCCAGGCCAGGUGUUUGUCAUGGAUGAGUACUGUGCUCGUAAUGGUGUGCGGGGGUGUCACAGACACCUGUGUUACCUGGGUGACCUGCUUGAGAGAGCAGAGAACGGGGCUAUGAUUGACCCCACCCUGCUGCACUACAGCUUUGCCUUCUGUGCCUCACACGUCCAUGGCAACAGGCCUGACGGGAUAGGAACUGUCACUGUCGAGGAGAAGGAACGCUUUGAGGAUAUCAAAGAGAGGCUGCGUGUUCUGCUGGAGAACCAGAUCACACACUUCAGGUACUGUUUUCCAUUUGGUCGACCGGAGGGGGCCCUGAAAGCCACUUUGUCCCUGCUUGAGAGGGUGCUGAUGAAGGAUAUUGUGACUCCUGUGCCCCAGGAGGAGGUGAAGACAGUCAUCCGUAAAUGUCUGGAGCAGGCAGCCUUGAUCAACUACCAGCGCCUCUCAGAAUACGCCAAAGUAGAAGAGAAUGUAGGGCGCUUAGUCACCCCAGCCAAAAAGCUGGAGGACACCAUCCGCCUGGCCGAAUUGGUCAUCGAGGUUCUCCAACAGAAUGAGGAGCACCAUGCAGAGGGCAAAGAGGCGUUUGCGUGGUGGUCUGACCUGAUGGUGGAGCACGCGGAGACCUUCCUGUCUCUGUAUGCGGUGGACAUGGACGCAGCUCUGGAGGUGCAGCCCCCUGACAGCUGGGACAGCUUCCCUCUCUUCCAGCUCCUCAAUGACUUCCUGAGGACCGACUAUAACCUGUGCAACGGGCAGUUCCAUAGACACCUGCAGGACCUGUACGCCCCCCUUGUGGUGCGAUAUGUGGACCUCAUGGAGUCAUCUAUCGCCCAGUCCAUCCACAGGGGCUUCGAGAGGGAGUCCUGGGAGCCUGUCAAGAGCCUAACAAGUCAUCUUCCUGAUUUGAGUCUACCAAAUGUCAAGCUCCAAAUGCCCAAAGUACCAAAUCUACCACCAGUUAGCCUUCUAACAAUGCCUAGCUUUUCUACACCCAACUGGAUAGCAGCUACAUGUGACUCAGAUAAUGGCUCGGGGACAUCCGAGGAUCUGUUCUGGAAGCUGGAUGCGCUGCAGACCUUCAUCAGAGACCUGCACUGGCCUGAGGAGGAGUUUGGCAAACACCUGGAGAGCAGGCUCAAACUCAUGUCCAGCGACAUGAUUGAGUCCUGCGUCAAACGAACGAGGGUGGCCUUUGAGGCCAAGCUCCAGAAGAGCGGUCGGACCACAGACCUCCGCGUGCCUCAGUCCAUCUGCACCAUGUUCAACGUGAUGGUGGAUGCCAAGGCCCAGUCAGCCAAGCUGUGUGCCAUGGAGCUGGGACAGGAGAGACAGUACCAUUCCCAAAUCGAUGCUCUCAUAGAGGAGACUGUGAAGGAGAUGAUCACCUUACUGGUAGCAAAGUUUGUGGUCAUUCUAGAGAGUGUCCUAGCCAAACUGUCCAGAUACGACGAGGGCACUCUCUUCUCCUCCUUCCUCUCUUUCACAGUGAAAGCUGCAUCAAAGUAUGUGGAUGUACCUAAGCCUGGGAUGGACAUUGCCGACGGUUACGUGACCUUUGUGCGCCAUUCUCAGGACAUGCUGCGGGAUAAGGUCAAUGAGGAGGUGUAUGUAGAAAGGUUAUUUGCCCAAUGGUACACCAGCACCAUGAACCUCCUGGGUAUGUGGCUGACUGACCGGAUGGACCUACAGCUCCAUGUCUACCAACUCAAGAUCCUCAUCAGAGUAGUCAAGAAAAAGUACCGUGACUUCCGGCUGCAGGGCGUCCUGGACUCCACACUAAACAGUAAGAUGUAUGACACAGUGCGGAACAGACUGACCCUAGAGGAGGCCACGGCGUCGGUGAGGGAAGGAGGGAUGUCGGGCAUAUCCAUGAAGGACAGUGAUGAAGACGACGAUGAUGACUAGAUCAACAUCACCGGAUGGAGCCUGCGAAUCAAUGCAUGUACCAACUUUGUUAACCACUGGACCAAUCUUAUAGGGUUAUUAUUUUCCACUGUCAGAUAGAUAGAAAUACCCACAAAGGAACAACAAUACAAAUUAGUAACCAAAUACAUAAAUUCUAAUGAUAUUAGUUAUUAUAAUUAUAAAAUAUAUAUAUUUAUGUGUUGAACUAAAAAAGUAUAGGUGUUUCACAAAAAAAAGUUAACAUUUGCCUAGCAUUCACUCUUGAAUGUUCCUAAGCAAUAUGGAGAGCCAUGUAUGCGAUGUUGAGUACCAUGAUUAGGGAUAAUGCUUGGUGUGUACCUGUUGAAUGCAAACCUGUUGAGGCGCUUUGCUAACGUACUGUGAAUACAGUAAUGGUACAUCAUUGUGAGGAGGAGAGUAACAUCACCUAUUGUUCUCAUUCAUCUCAGAGCGUAUGUCUACUGCCUAAAGGGAACCAAACUACAGACAGCCAGGCAACCUGUUUGUAUAUAGAUUACAACAUAUUAUAAAAAGUAGCUAUCCAUUUUCUCUCGUCUCUUAACAUCAAUGUAGAAUUUACUUUGUUGACUCAAUUCAAUACUCAAUACUACAACAUUUUCCCUCACUGGCAAAACAUUUAGCCACAUUUUUUUUUAAAUUAUGAGUUGUUUUAGAAAUGUAAUAUUUUCAUUGUUUCAUUGUUAUGUCUUGUUGAUGUAUUUAUUGAUAAUUUAUGUUUUUUUAAACAUAAUUUUUUUUUUAAAUAUGUUAUAUUUUAGUUAUAAUAGCAAUUAUAGCACAAAGAUAUUCAAUCACAAAGGGAAAAGAGACUUUCUUCUGUGUCCCGUAUACUUCCGCCAUUCCAGGUAAUUAUGUGUGUCCACACUUUUAUAUCUUUAUUGUGUCUGCCAGUAUUUCCUCUGCCGCUGAUGUUGUUUUGUAUAUACACAUACUGUACAUUGCCCUGUGUGCAGUUACUGAAUGUCCCAGGUAUCCUCUUCUCUCCAGAAGUGUGUUUGUUCUCAGUGUAAAGUUACUGAAUGUCCCAGGUAUCCUCUUCUCUCCAGAAGUGUGUUUGUUCUCAGUGUAAAGUUACUGAAUGUCCCAGGUAUCCUCUUCUCUCCAGAAGUGUGUUUGUUCUCAGUGUGCAGUUACUGGUGGAGUAAUUUUGCUUCUGCCUUAUGGGAGCCUAUAGAACUGGCGCCCACAAAGUGAAAAUAAAAGUAUCUGUACAAACA